Arvicola amphibius (Eurasian water vole) is the source of this 2217-nucleotide messenger RNA. It is a transcript of the gene Dedd, whose product is annotated as death effector domain containing. Gene Ontology annotation, cellular component: nucleolus. Lineage: Eukaryota; Metazoa; Chordata; Mammalia; Rodentia; Cricetidae. Gene Ontology annotation, biological process: regulation of apoptotic process; extrinsic apoptotic signaling pathway via death domain receptors; apoptotic process. The transcript is spliced from 6 exons. Gene Ontology annotation, molecular function: protein binding; DNA binding. The record is from RefSeq and is a predicted model, not a curated record. Bases 737 to 1693 code for a protein of 318 amino acids.
AGGGACCGGACUCCUGGGAGCGCUGUUGUGAGGACGUGGGAGAAGGGGGGAAGAAUUGGACUUGAGACGUUUCGUGAAGGGAGGCUUUCAAAGUGUUAAAAUUGGAAGUGGAAGCGGAAGGGCCUUGGGGAGAAUUCGGGUGGAAAAGGAGAGAAGGAGGGUUUGGGGAAUGGGGAGAGUGGAGAUGUGCCGAGGCGGUGUAGAAAGUGAGACACCCGGAGGAAAGUUUGGAAGGAAGGGGAAGAUAGGGCAGUGGAGCUGCACGGAUAAGAGAGGUUUGGGGGUUUCCCUCUCCCCUGUGGAAAGACAGCAGAGUUAAGCAGUAUCAGUUGCAGCCAAUUUUAAUUGCCAGGCGCUUAGCUUUUAAUAGGGUGGGAAGGGCAGAAAGGAAUGGUCAUGUGGGUUUGGAGAAUUGGGGUUGAAUGAGGGUUCAACCGGAUUUGCUUUCCAAAACAGACUCUUGCUUACUGCUUCCUUGUUUUUCCUGGUUACAAAUAGGGAGAUGAGUAAAGCGCUCGUCUAGUUUUUUUGCAAUUAGCUGUACAAGAAUGGGGAGGGGAUCGUGAUUGGAACCUUAUAUACCAAGUUGGAGGCGCUGGGAGCCUGAGGAGGCUAUGGAAGAGGCAGGCUGGCAUUUAGGAAGAGACCUGGGAAAUUAAAUUUCUUGCAAAGGACACUGGAGAUUGCAGCUACUGAGCAGGGGUUCUGGAAGGCACUCUGUCCCUGAGCCUCUACCAUGGCGGGCCUGAAGCGGCGGGCAAGCCAGGUGUGGCCUGAAGAGCAUGGUGAGCAGGAACAUGGGCUCUACAGCCUCCACCGUAUGUUUGACAUCGUGGGCACCCACCUGACGCACAGGGAUGUUCGUGUGCUUUCUUUUCUCUUUGUUGAUGUUAUUGACGACCAUGAGCGUGGACUCAUUCGAAAUGGCCGUGACUUCUUACUGGCACUGGAGCGCCAGGGCCGCUGUGAUGAGAGUAACUUUCGCCAGGUGCUGCAGCUGCUGCGCAUCAUCACUCGCCAUGACUUGCUGCCCUACGUUACUCUCAAGAAGAGACGGGCUGUGUGCCCUGACCUUGUAGACAAGUAUCUGGAGGAAACAUCAGUUCGCUAUGUGACCCCCAGAGCCCUCAGUGAUCCAGAACCGAGGCCUCCCCAGCCCUCUAAAACAGUGCCUCCUCACUAUCCUGUGGUGUGCUGCCCCACUUCAGGUUCUCAGAUGUGUAGUAAGCGACCAGCCCGAGGGAGAGCCACACUUGGGAACCAGCGAAAACGCCGGAAGUCGGUGACACCAGAUCCCAAGGAAAAGCAGACAUGUGACAUCAGGCUUCGAGUCCGGGCGGAAUACUGCCAGCAUGAGACUGCUCUGCAAGGCAACGUCUUCUCCAAUAAGCAGGACCCACUUGAGCGCCAGUUUGAGCGCUUUAACCAGGCCAACACUAUCCUCAAGUCCCGGGACCUGGGCUCCAUCAUCUGUGACAUCAAGUUCUCUGAGCUCACCUACCUCGACGCAUUCUGGCGCGACUACAUCAAUGGCUCGUUAUUAGAAGCACUGAAAGGUGUCUUCAUCACAGACUCUCUCAAGCAAGCUGUGGGCCACGAAGCCAUCAAGCUUCUGGUGAACGUGGAUGAGGAGGACUAUGAGCUGGGCCGACAGAAACUCCUGAGGAACUUGAUGCUGCAAGCAUUGCCCUGACCUUUCCCCCUUCUCACCUCUGGGGAUUGUUCGCUCCACCACCUCCGGAGCUUACAUACUAUUCCAGGGUUUGUUCUCUGCCCUUCAGCCAAUCACACCGCCUUUUUUUUUUUUUUUUUUUUUUUUUAAUUUUUAAAGGAAAAGACAAAGGAAAGUGGAAGUGGUGUUCCCUACCCCUCCCUGCACCCAUGUGCCUGGGCUUCCUGUGUUUCCUGUUGCCACUUACCCUGUAAUGUGUGUCUCUACAGCCACCUUACCACUGAGCCGUAAGACAAGUGUAUAGGGACAGAGUCUAUGGAACAUAGCCUUUGUAAGGGACUGAACAUUGCUUUCAGGUGCACCAAGGGGUAAUCGAUACUUAUGGCUUUAUGAGGGCUCUUAGACUUUGUCUGAAAACCAAAGGGCUGUGAGUAAAGGAGCUGUGGAAGGUGGGACUCGGAAGUGUAUUUUGGAAAUUAAUUACCACCUUCUUCCAAAUUAUAGAAUUUUUUAAAAACAAAGAAGCUGUGGCCCUUUCCACUCUC